Molecule: messenger RNA, 810 nt
Organism: Komagataella phaffii GS115
Lineage: Eukaryota; Fungi; Ascomycota; Pichiomycetes; Pichiales; Pichiaceae
Exons: 1
Coding region: 1-810 (269 amino acids)
Source: RefSeq, a predicted model, not a curated record
AUGGCCGUCCCAAGUACACCACCAAGAGGCAUACAAUACAAGAAAUCGAUACCCAUUCUGGCUAACAAUGAUGCACUCCUCAACACCCAACCAGUAACCCCUGUCACACAACGACAAGUUAGCGAGUCAACAGGACUGUUGAAGUUUUCCAUAGGCAAAAAUGCGGCAUCUCCGGUGAGAGAUGGUCUCCCCAUGUACCUUCCAUUGAAAUCUGCUGUACAUGAGGACAAGGAAAACGAUAUCCUGUUUCAACUGGCUAAGAAGCAACGACAGGUGGUGGACCUGGCUCAAACAUUAAAGAUAGCCAAACAGGAGCUUGCGGAACUGGAACGAAAGUACCAAUCCGAGUUCGAUUCUAGAAACCCGUCCCCUGUUCAAAAGAAGGAUCAGAAUCCACCAACGGCGGCUAAGAAUCCAUUGACUGAACUAAAACGGAUCAUGGAGAAAAACAAUGAAAAAAAACCAUCUGCACUCAAGAGCAGGAAAAGUUUGUUCAAUUUGCAACAAGACUUUGAGGAUAACAGAGCAAUCCAAAAAAUCCGCACGGAUUUUACUACUCUCUCUUCGAACUUUUUAAAUGAUUCUAAGAAAUUUCAGCAGGGUUUUGUGACAAAAGCCAAUAGUUUCUUUAACAACUUUAACACCUCAGGCAGCAACUCCGUAGCUAGCGACCAAAAUUCUUUGGAGCGCAAAGCAUCUGGAAGUUGCCUGUAUGAUGUUCGAAAGCAUGACGCAAACCAGACAUUGAUGAGCUCUGAAGAUGAAGAUGAAGAAGAUUAUGGCGGAAAAGCAUACCGACUAGACUUGUAG